CGUUAGGACGCAUGCACCCUUUCAACACUGGACUUCCUGAUCUUAGUUUUCACGAAGUAUGGUCACCUUUUUACUUUCUUUUUUACUAUGUUUGUCCAGGUUUCUUAAAAUGUAAUGGCUAGUAGAAGCGAAACCCUUAACUGGCUGGACCACAGAUAAAUGUCUUCUGAGUGAAAGAAGUUGGUUGUCUCAGGUUAAACGAGGGCCAUUCAUUGGGCUGGUCAUCCCCCCGUCUGCAGAGGAGAUGGGGUUUGGUGAAGCCCUACGGUGCCCCCAGGGCCAUGGAGCCCUGCUCCGCCUGCAGGACUCUGAGAUGAGGCUCAUGGAGAUCAUGAGAAAGUGGAUGACCCAGAGGGCGAAGAGCGACAGAGAGUUUGCCCUCCAGCUGCACCAGAUGUCCGCUAUGGUGGAGAAGCAGGAGGGUUCUCAGCCUGGUGGGGGUCUAGACUACAUCAGCCAGCUCAACAAGUCCUGGAACGCCAUGGUGAGCCAGACAGAGAAUCUGAGCCGGAUCCUGCGUAAGCACUCUGAGGACCUGAUGGUCGGGCCCCUCAGUAAACUCACCCUGCUCAUCCGCGACAAACAGCAGCUCCGCAAGAGCUACGGGGAGCAGUGGAGCCAGCUGAACCAGGAGCUGAACCGGGUGACACAGGUAGAGCUGGAGAAGAUGAAGGCUAGCUACCGACAGCUGGCACGGGACGCAGGCCAGGCCAGGAGGAAGUACCAGGAGGCCAGUAAAGAUAAAGAGCGCGAGAAGGCGAAGGAGAGGUACGUGAAGGCCGCUCUGAAGCUCCACGAGCUGCACAACGAGUACGUCCUGACCGUCAGAGCUGCACAGCUGCACCACCAAGACCACUACAACCAGGCCCAGCCCGCCCUCAUGAACACUGUGCAGACACUGCAGGAGGAGAUGGUUCUCAUGCUGAGGGAGGUCCUGCAGGAGUACUUUGACCUUUCCAGUCUGGUCCAGGAGGAAGUGGUUUCUGUCCACCGGGAGAUGUCCGAUGCUCUGAAGGCCAUUGAGCCACACAGGGAGUAUGAGAGCUUCAUCCAACAGAACAGGUCUGUGGCCGAGGUACCGCCCUGCGUGGAGUUCGACAGCAGCCUCCUGGAUGAGGUGGAGCUUCUGAAGGCUGGAGAGCUGGAGCUGAACGAGCUGACACUGGAGAGCCUCCAGCACCGGCUGACUGCCCUGGAGGAAGAGCUCUUGUCUCUGGCUGGCACACUGGGCAGCCAGCAGGCCGCCAUAAACCAGCUAGAACUGGACCUGCAGGCUGAGGAUGAGGCUGCUAACAUGGGGCAGAGGGUGUACCAGUUCAGCAAGCGCAGCGCUCUGGAGGACAGCCGGCAGCAGCUGGUGGUGUCCAUGGGGGCCCGCGCCCGCCUGGAGGCCCAGAGGGUCAUCAUCGCCGAGAAGCUGAAGUCGCUGGGAUCCCGGGACCCCCCUCCCGUGUGUCUGGAUGCCGUCACCAGCUCUGUCACUGAAAGGGAGAAGGACAACUACAGACUUCCUAACUUGGACACGAUUGUGAGUCACCUCAGUGGCAUCUUAAAGCCCAAAUACAUGGUUCCCCCUGCUGUACCACUGGUGCCUGAGUUCCAGAAGCCCCUGAGAGAGCAGGGCUGGUACCACGGCGCCAUCCCGCGGCUGGAGGUGCAGGAGCUCCUGAAGAGUGACGGCGACUACCUGGUGCGGGAGAGCCAGGGCAAGGGGGAGUAUGUGCUGUCUGUCCACUGGGGAGGACAGUGCCGCCAUUUCAUCAUCCAGAGCAGCGAGAACCUCUAUCGUCUGGACGGAGAGGGCUUCUCCAGCAUUCCCCUGCUCCUGAAACACCUCAUUACCUCUCACCAACCUGUCACUAAAAAGAGUGACAUCAUCCUAAAAAGGCCCAUCCUGAAGGACAAGUGGGUCCUAGAACAUGAUGAUGUCAUCCUCGGGCAGCACAUUGGUCGGGGGAAUUUCGGCGAGGUUUACAGCGGCCGGCUGCGCUCUGACAACACGCCGGUGGCGGUGAAGUCCUGCCGCGACAAUCUGCCCACUGAGCUCAAGAACAGGUUUCUCAUGGAGGCCAGGAUCCUGAAACAGUAUGAUCACCCCAACAUCGUGAAGCUGAUUGGAGUGUGCACUCAGAAACAGCCCAUCUAUAUCGUCAUGGAGCUGGUACAGGGAGGGGACUUCCUGUCCUACCUCAGGAGUGAGAGCCACAGCCUUAAAGCCAAGCUGCUCCUGAAAAUGGCUGAAAACGUUGCAUCUGGCAUGGAGUACCUGGAGAGCAAGAAGUGCAUCCACCGGUUUGAGGCAAGUCAUUAUUCCCUGUACCCUUUUCGAACAGAAGAUGUUCAGGACGAUUGGGCUAGUGAGAUAUUUGAAUCUGAGACCUGGGAAAACCAGGUGUUUAUUGCCGAGAUGGGGGCACACUAUUCUGUGGAUAUGAGUUAUGAGGGCACUGGACCUUUCAAGAGGCGCUACAGCACGGAGAGCGAUGUGUGGAGCUUUGGAGUACUGCUGUGGGAGACCUUCUCUCGGGGCUCCAGCCCCUACCCCACCUUCAACAACCAGCAGACACGCGAUGAAGUGGAGAGGGGAUACCGUAUGCCAAUUCCGGAAGCCUGCCCGUCGGAGGCCUACGCCCUGAUGUGUCGCUGCUGGCAGUACGACUGCAGGAAGCGGCCCUCCUUCCGCACGCUGAAGAGAGAACUGGCCGCCCUGCACUCCAAGCAUCAGUGAGCGUCGGGUCUACACAGCCUCUUCACAGCACUGUCUGCACUUUCCCCGCCAGGUUCACUCGAGGCUCAACACGUCUGGUGACGUCAGGCAGCUUGUGGGGUUCCCAUACCAACAGAGUCACCUGCUGUGUCUGCCAAUUCAAAUAGAGCUUCUGUCUGAGGCAGAAACGCAUGCCAAAAAGCUCAUUUUAAAAUCAUGUAUAUUAUAGUUUGUGGAGUUAUUUUGGGGAAACAUGCUGUUGUAUUAUUCUUUCUAAAUGGACAGCUGUAAUUUAUACUGUCAUUUUACAUGAACGGUACCACCAGAGCAAUAAUCAGGUGUAUUGUACAGCUGUAAUUAUUCGUGUUAAUAUAUUUGCCAAUAAUAUAUGGAUUAAUAUUUGUUGGAAUAAACGGUGGCGUAUUUUUAAAUGAUA
This is a messenger RNA of Conger conger (European conger), 3143 nucleotides long. RefSeq names its product FES proto-oncogene, tyrosine kinase (gene fes). Gene Ontology annotation, molecular function: ATP binding; non-membrane spanning protein tyrosine kinase activity. The transcript has 19 exons. Gene Ontology annotation, biological process: regulation of mast cell degranulation; chemotaxis; peptidyl-tyrosine phosphorylation. The coding region runs from base 245 to 2728 and encodes 827 amino acids. The record is from RefSeq and is a predicted model, not a curated record. NCBI's taxonomy places the organism in Eukaryota, Metazoa, Chordata, Actinopteri, Anguilliformes, Congridae.